AAGUAGCAGAUCACAAAUUCGCACGUCGGGCACGUUUGCACCUGUUCGAGUUCCUGAGAGUAACUUGUUCUUUCCAACACUUUUGUUCUAAGAAUUUGCUCAACAGAUUGAAAUAUCCCUCAUGUUUCUGGUGCUGCGCAGCUUUGACUCAUUAACGUAUAUUCCUCAGAUAGGAGUCUGUGUGGACACCAAGUUGUCACCCAUCUCCGAUGUUUUCGUGGAUACAAUCAGCUUAAUCGUACGAUGUUGAGCUGACUCUAGUGGACGACUUUUUUUAAAGAGACUGAAUUGUAAUUUGCCUGUUAAAACAAAUGUUGAGGCAAAUACUUGCGGCAACAGGUGUUUUGAAGUGCCCACGAACAAGCAAAUCGAUGAAGUUAUAACGAGUGUAAACAUAUCAGGAAAGGACAUAUUGACAUCACGAACAAACUGACUGAAACGUCAGCGUUAGGUCUAAUAAUACCUCUGGUACUUCUCAAGACCACUUCCACCUUAAGAGUCACUUCGCACGGUGCAUCCGAAAAAAAACAACCUCUCCCUGGUUGAAGUCUGAGGGUUCAACCACUUGCAUCUGCAUCUGAGUGAUCUACAAGUUCAGAGAGAAUCCACCAUGGGUCUCAUGUCGUUCCUGAAGGCCCUGCUGGCCCGUUGCCUCUUCGCUAUCCACGGCAUCAUCACCAUUUGGCGCGUGACGGAGGUGCAUUCGGAGAUGAUCUACUAUCUUCUCGUCAUCCCGGUUUGUCUGCUGAUUUUAGAGAUGAUAAUUACGCUGAAAUUCACCGAAAACGGAGAGUGGAAAUGGUUUUGUCCUAGCGUUCUGCUGUAUCUAGCCAGCGUGGUGCCGGGCCUGUGGCUGCUGCAGUUCGAUUUGUACAACACUCGCAUCGCCUACCGCGACUCCAUGGGUUGGGAGGACUGCACGUCGGAGACCACCUACAAUUCAUCUGCUCUCAGCUCCAAUGUUGCAGGGCUUCAAGUGAGUGUCCCCGUGUCCUUGUCAGACGAUGUGUGGGCUCUAAGCCUGGAACAAUUCCUGCUUGCCCUCUUGAUCGUAGGAAGAUGGCUUCUCCCCAAGGGAUCGCUCACGCGUGACCAGCUGUCGCAGCUACUACUCGUCUACAUCGGCAUGGCGGCUGACAUCUUGGAGUUUUCCCUGGAGAGUCUCCAGGAGCAGGUUGUCAUCUGCAACCUUGUCCUGAUCAUCAUCAUCCUGGGCAUGUGGAACUGGAGCCUGCUGCAGUUCACGCUGGUGCUGACGUCAGUGUCCGCUCCCAGGACCCGGGCCGCUAAAGUCACCGGUGGGCGCUCCUGCAAGGGCUGCUGCCGGUGUUGCGAGAACGAGAUUUGGGCUCUAUGCACGACCAUCAUCAUGCAGGACGGUCCGUUCCUUGCUAUGCGUCUUUACUUACUCAUAAAAUUCAAUGUCAUCAAUCAGAUGAUGCUGUUCUUCACCAUCAAGAACAUCUUGGUUAUCCUGCUGCAGCUGUACCGCAUGGCUAUCGUGUGUUGCGAUAAGGCACCAGCAGUAGAACCAGAAAUAGAGGCGAUGGAAGCUGGGGAAAACAACGAAGACCACAUCAGCUCAUCACAGAAAUCGCUAGCCCCGCAGACCACUAAUUAAAGGGCUAUGUAUUUUUUUCGCGCAGUCCUUGUAAAUGCAGCUUUGUGUCCCAUUUUACCUUAUUCAAUUUUCAUUUUGGCAUUUUAAUUGCAUUUAUUUUUGUGCCUUUUGCGAUUUUAACGCUUAUCCGAAUUUGCAUAUUCAUGAGCAAAAGUGUGAUGUCAUUUCAGGCAAAACCUUAAUGUUACAAAUACUUUAGCGCCAAAUUUUGCCAGAAUUUGGGAUAGUUUGCUGUCGUUAAUUUUCUUUUCUUUGGUGAUUCAUUGUUGUUUCAGUAAAUGGCAGUGGGCCAAUGAGUAAAGUUUUCUCACUAAUGUUUUCAACGAUCAAAUUUAGGGUUCACAAUUAGAACAGGGAACCCCUAAACUGAACAGUGUCUUCCUCAUAGACAUAAUACAUGUACAUGUAAACGCAUGUCUGUGGUCUUCCUGAAAUGACAUCACAGCAACAGCGCCCUCAUUAGUCAGGAAAAGCAUGGACAAUUUGUACGAUUAACCAAAAGGGAUGCAUAGUUCAGUUUUCAUACAUUUAAGAGGAGAAGGAAGUUGCACGCCUAUGUUCCCAAGUAAACUUCAUGUCACACGCCCUUUAAGUUACGCGGCCUAGCACUAUAAGAGCAUCUUCACUUCUUGUGAUCCAGAAUGAUGGUUGUUGAUCAAGCAACUUUAUGACAAUAUCACUGACUUCAUUGUACAUGUUCAUUGUACAUGACUGUAUAUGCACCCAACUACAAGUGCUUCGAUCAUUUUCUUACAGCUUCAGGUCUUGGCAGCCGUUUCGCACUCUUCACCAUUACAACGGAGUUUGCCAAAAGAACCCACUGUACAUGUACAUGUACAGUCACUAGACAAACGUCGACUUUAUGAACGUACUCAUUCUGUCAUGGGAAAUACAUCCAUUAAGAAAGUGUGCGAACACCUGAUGCAACUGUAAAAUCUCCCAAUCCGUGGAAUGACACGCAAAGCACGCCAAACAUGUUUUGAAUAGGGAAAAUAGUAUUGAUGUGCAUCCAAAUUAAGUUGUUUCAUACUGGACUUUUGCUCACGACCCAAGUUCACAGUUGUUAUUUCCCCUCGGGGGGCUAGCUAAUUUUUGGAUUUAGAAAGUCUUGCCCGGCGUUGUUUACCAUAGAAUGCGUAGUACAUGUGUUCUCAGUUCGAAGGGCACAAGAUGGCUUGCAGGUAAACAUCUCAUGCACUUACAAAUUCACACGAUAGAGGGCGCUGUGUAUUGAUGGGAACCAACCUUAUGAUUUAUUACAUGUAAAAAAGGGACAUUACAAAUUACCUUGUUACAAAGAGGUACCUGGUAUUAUCAGUAAUGAAAAACAUAAGAAAAACAGGCUCUGGGCCUACAAUUUUCCUUGUUAUGAGCAGGAUGUUGUAUUAACAGUGCUUAUAAGUGUGCUUAAAGUUGAGAGAAUUUUACAUUUUAAGUUAGAUUAUUUCAUUAAGUGAGUUUUAAUUUCAACGUAGCUCGAAUCGUCCUGUCACUCGUGUGACUUAUCCGUCCACUUACAGGGAGGCAAUUCAGGUGUGGUGCCGUUACAGUAAGGCGAUUUCAAACGGCAGUCAAAUAAUAUAUUGGCACAACAACACUUUUACAGGCAUUAUUGCGUCAGUAGGAAGUCAUUACGCCGCUUUACGCGUGCCUCCCAUGAUUAAUUCGUGAGAGCAUAAUGUGCACACGUUCCCAUUUGCGACCAGUGGGCGUACCUAUGUGUAAACUUCUGGGGCACCUUUGGGUAAAAGCUAUUUUUCGGGGGGGGGGGGGCACUGAAGGCAAAUGAUAUAUGUUUUUAUUAAAUUCAAGAUUUUAAAUGGGGGGGGGGGGGACGUUCCCCCAGUAGACCCCCUCCCCAUAGUUAUGCUACUGUUUGCUAUACUAUACAGUAACAUGCACAUGGACAUGUAUUGCUUCUCAAGCUACAUGUUGCUUUAUAUUAUGUUUUAUUGAAUGUUUAAUAUUUUUGUGUAUGUUAAGAGAGUAAAACAAAAUGUUGUUUAAAUUUGAAGUGAUACAAUGACCAAAGAGUAGUUCUACAUAAUGUACAAAAAAAGCUUUGCCUGCCCAGCCCAAUUUGUUGCCACAAAGCCUCAAUGUUUUUAAGCCGCCCAAGCAAUUUCGAGCCACGCACUUUUGCAUGUCGGCUACAAUUGACACAAUCCAACUUGAACAUUACAUUCAUUUCAAUGGACCAUUAUCAUGUUGCAGCCAUUUGAUUUUUUUCCCCAUUCAAAUCAAUGUAAUCAAAGCGAGGCUGGAGGGGAAAAUAGUCUGGUUCCUUUUUGCACAAAAACAUUAUCAUUCAGUACUGAUAUUGGAUACAGGGAACAUGACUAAAAUGGUGGAAGCAUGAUAUAGGUCUAUUGACCAAUAGAAAUAACAACAUGACGUAACGCUUUGUUUACAUGUGCGCUUUCCUCUGAGAGUCAGAAUGGGACGCGUUACACCUGGCUCUCACGGGAAAGCGCACAUGUAAACAAAGCUAGACGUCAUUAUGUCUUAGGUCUGUUGAAUGUUUUGAUAAUUUUGGGUGCAAAAAAUAUGCAUUGUUAAUUGACGCACUUCAGAGCUUAUACAUUUGUAUAACGAAGACAAUUUGGUGUCUUUGAUCAUUUACUGAUGAUGAGCAUUCCACACUUACCAUCACUGUUGUACACCGACCUAACGGCGAUUUUAAAUGAUUGUGCGAAUCUUGUAUUUUUUUAUAUUGAGUUUUUUUUAACUAAGCUUUCGAGAUUUUUGUAUGUGUGGUGUUUAAAAAUAUAAUAACAAAUAAAUAAAUGGUGUAUUAUUUUACAAUGGAAUAAAAACACACUUUCAAAUUUCAAA
Patiria miniata (bat star) is the source of this 4456-nucleotide messenger RNA. RefSeq names its product transmembrane protein 26-like. Bases 611 to 1621 code for a protein of 336 amino acids. The record is from RefSeq and is a predicted model, not a curated record. NCBI's taxonomy places the organism in Eukaryota, Metazoa, Echinodermata, Asteroidea, Valvatida, Asterinidae. The transcript has 3 exons.